Cinara cedri is the source of this 438-nucleotide messenger RNA. The record is from the annotation of a GenBank genome assembly. Lineage: Eukaryota; Metazoa; Arthropoda; Insecta; Hemiptera; Aphididae.
AUGAUUACAGAUUCGGAUUCGAUAGCCGAGAAAUUCGAGUGCAAACUGUGCGGCAAGGUGUACCAGUGGAAGCAGAGUCUGAAGAGACACAUCCGCGAGGACCGGUGCGACAAGGGGCCGCAGCACGCCUGUCCCCGUUGCGGCAUGAGCUUCAAACACACCAGCCGCCUCAACAAGCACGUGAUCCUGUGUCCGCACAUCGUUUUCGACGACAAUCCCGCCAACGCGUCCACGUCGUCGUCGUCGUCGUCGCCGUCGUCCGUCAAGCGCAUAAUCAAACUGCCGCCCCCGUGCCCCGACGCGUUGCCCAUCACCGCCGUGCCCACCAACACCACGGCCACGUCGUCCACGUCCCAGACCAUACUGGUGUUACAUUUGAAAAACCAACACAAUAUGUCCCAAAACUGGAAUUCUAAAAUCCAGAAAUUGGGCAAUUAG